AUGAUAAGCGGUAAUGUGCUGGCUGACAAUCGUAGCUGUGAUAUCAUGAUAUGCUGUGAUUCGAGAAACUUUCAGCAAAAUGAACACCGAUUUUUCGAACAACUUGAUGGUAUUUGGACCUUUGUCAUGGAGCCACAGAAUUCAAUUGGUAUCGGCUUUUUACGAAAAUGGCACCUUUAUGAGCUUUCUAAAAUGAAGAAUGCUACAGUAAUGCCAGUACCAUCAGCCUUUAACGAUCUGAGUGCACAUCGGGAAGUUCGCGAUCAUGUGGGAUGGGUAUGGUAUCAACGAAAAUUCUAUAGCAGUAAACGAGAUCAAUUAUAUAAAAUUUUUCUGCGAUUCUCGAGUGUUAACUAUUACGCUGUUGUGUUUUUGAACAACAGAUUAGUUGGUGAACAUACUGGUGGUCAUCUUCCAUUUGAGUUUGAAAUUACUAAUAGUUUGUUAUUUGGACUAGAAAAUUGCAUAACUGUUGCAGUCAAUAAUACAUUAUCACAUCAAAGUAUACCACCUGGUGAAUUUGUUUAUUUACAAAGGGAACGGAGUGGGAGGAAACAAUAUCCCGAAGGUUUCUUCAAACAAACACCUAAUUUCGAUUUCUUCAAUUACGCUGGCAUACUUCGAUCAGUGUACUUAACGAAGAAGCCUUUAUCUUAUAUCAAUGAUAUUGUGGUUAACGCAGAAAUGGAUGGAUCUCUGGAAUAUAAAAUAUUUGUAACCACUGCUGAAAGCAAUUGUACUGUUCUUGUGAAUAUUCGUAAUGAUAACAGAAUAAUAAUAGCGAGGAAUCACGGCACUUACUUUCGAAGUCGAUUGCUUGAAAUUCAUCCAUGGUGGCCAAACGGACUCGGGACACCAACAUUGUACACAAUGGAGGUUAUACUUCUUGUAAACGAGGUAGUAACCGACACAUAUCGCUUGAAUUUUGGCUUUCGAACAGUGAACUUCUCAUCGAAUCAAAUUUUUAUAAACAAUAAGCCGUUUUAUUGUCGUGGUUUUGGAAUGCAUGAGGAUUUCGAGUUGCAUGGUCGAGGUUAUAAUCCAGUUGUAAUGAUAAGAGACUUAAAUAUGUUGGAGUGGAUGUCAGGCAAUUGCUAUCGAACUUCACAUUAUCCCUAUAGUGAAGAGCGAAUUCAGGAAUCAGAUCGUAGAGGCAUCGCUGUAGUUGUGGAAGUACCAGCCGUAGGAUUAUCAAUUUUUACGACGAAUAAUCUCUUACUGCAUUCAAAAAUGAUUAAUGAGAUGAUUGAGCGAGACAAGAAUCACCCAUCUGUGAUUAUGUGGUCAAUAGCGAACGAACCAAAAUCCAGUUAUCCAAAUGCUCGUCAAUAUUUUAGUGAUUUGAUUAAUUUGACGAGAACUUUGGACAGGACUCGUCCAGUUACACUUGCUUUCUCAAUGCCCUAUAACGAAGACCGAGUGGUAGCUGAUUUGGUUGAUGUAAUUUGCAUUAAUCGAUAUUAUGGUUGGUAUAUUGAUAUUGGUUAUCCGGAAACGGUUAAAGGUAGUUGGAUAUUUGAUGUAAAGAACUGGCAAGAAAAUUUUGGUAAACCAGUUGUGGUUACUGAAUAUGGUGCUGAAUCAUUACCUGGACUAAACCAAGCACCUGGGCGAGAUUUUAGUGAAGAAUACCAUGUCGAGGUGUUGAAAAAAACACACGAAGCAUUCGAUGAACUUCGAAAGAAUAAAAUGAUUGCCGGGGAGAUGAUUUGGAAUUUUGCAGAUUUUAUGACAGCUCAAGAUAUUACUCGAGCUGUUGGCAAUCACAAAGGUGUUUUAACUCGAACAAGGCAGACGAAAAGAGCAGCUUUCAUUAUCAAGAAGCGUUAUGAAAAAUUAGCAGCUGAAGAGAUAAAAAGGGAUGAUCUAUUUGUGACGGAUAUUGCUGAGAAGAAGUAUGAAAAAGAAUAUCCUGAAUAUUCAUCUUGA
Messenger RNA from Dracunculus medinensis (Guinea worm), 1929 nucleotides. NCBI's taxonomy places the organism in Eukaryota, Metazoa, Nematoda, Chromadorea, Rhabditida, Dracunculidae. The record is from the annotation of a GenBank genome assembly.